AUGGAGUUUGAACCGAGUGGUUUGUCCGAUGCUCACUUCGUCACUCCGAUUGAAAAGGACUUCAUCAACACCACGCUGUCAGCUCUUAAUGUUACAGGUGACAGCGAGGACGAAGGAGAAGAUGAUUUCGAGAGGUUGGUAGGGAUUAUUAUUCCCGUCAUCUUCGGGGUCAUCUGCGUUUUAGGAUUCUUCGGGAAUGUGCUGGUUAUCAUGGUUAUCUUAACUGACAAACAGAUGAGGAACACAACGAAUGUGUUGAUACUUUCGUUAGCAGUAGCUGAUCUUCUUUUCAUCGUCUUCUGUGUGCCCUUUACAGCAACGUUUUACACUCUGCCUGUUUGGCCAUUUGGAGCUAUCUGGUGUAAGACGGUGAUAUACUUAAUGUAUGUUUGUGCGUACGCUAGCAUGUACUCGCUAGUGAUCAUGUCCUUGGAUAGAUAUCUGGCGGUCGUGCACGCCAUACGUUCUAUGACUUGGCGCUCGGAAAGAAAUACGUGGCUUGUUGUUGCUGCCAUCUGGAUCAUUUUCCUUUGCGGAAAUAUACCAAUCUUUAAGCAGUGGGGUGUGAUUAAUUACAAUUACUUUGGCGAGAAUCGAACCAAAUGUUUUCAGAUUUCGUUACUUGAGGAUGACUAUCAAGCUAAGGCGUUUUUCGGCAGUUUCUUCUUCUUUGGAUAUGUCUUCCCGCUAGCAAUCACCUUGUUGCUGUACGGACUCAUGCUGAAGCGACUUCUCUAUGGCGUCGUCCCUGGAGGUCGUAAUCAGUCUUCAGAAAGCAUGAGAGCCAAGAAACGUGUCACCAGAAUGGUAGUUAUUGUAGUGAUCAUCUUUGCUCUUUGCUGGUUACCACUGCAGAUCUGCCUGUUUCUCCAACAUAUAAUUGGCGUAGAAGUUGGCGUUUCUCUGGCAAGUAUAACAAUAGCCGCCAAUUGCUUUGCGUACAUGAACAGCUGCGUCAACCCGAUUCUUUACGCAUUUCUCUCCGGUAAUUUCCGCCGCAGUUUCCGGCGAUUUCUAUGUUGCUCGGACAGAUCUCAGAGAAUGGAUUACGAAAGGACAAACAUCCGUUUUACUGUGACAGAGAAGGAAACAAACAAUACUAAAUCUACUUGUGUUAACAACUCUAAAACGUACACAGCCGUAUAA
Molecule: messenger RNA, 1146 nt
Organism: Candidula unifasciata
Lineage: Eukaryota; Metazoa; Mollusca; Gastropoda; Stylommatophora; Geomitridae
Source: the annotation of a GenBank genome assembly